Molecule: messenger RNA, 2301 nt
Organism: Leptosia nina
Lineage: Eukaryota; Metazoa; Arthropoda; Insecta; Lepidoptera; Pieridae
Source: the annotation of a GenBank genome assembly
AUGAUGAAAAGUACGUUGCCGAAAGAUAAACCUGGCAAGAUGAGGAUUAGAGCUUUCCCUAUGACUAUGGAUGAAAAGUAUGUGGAGAGUAUAUGGAGUUUAUUAAAAAAUGCAAUACAAGAAAUUCAGAAAAAAAAUAAUUCAGGACUCUCAUUUGAAGAAUUAUACAGAAAUGCUUAUACAAUGGUGCUCCACAAACAUGGGGAGCGAUUGUACACAGGGCUUAAGGAAGUAGUAACACAUCACCUCGAGAAUAAGGUCCGUGAAGACGUCCUUCACUCAUUACAUAAUGGAUUUUUGCAAACACUUAACAAUGCAUGGACAGAUCAUCAAACGAGUAUGGUGAUGAUCAGAGAUAUACUGAUGUAUAUGGACAGAGUCUAUGUACAACAAAAUGACGUUGAUAAUGUGUAUAAUUUAGGUCUUAUUAUAUUUAGGGAUCAGGUCGUUCGCUAUGGUUGUAUCAGAGACCACUUGCGACAAACUCUCUUGGAGCUAGUAGCACGCGAGAGAAGAGGGGAAGUCGUGGACAGGCUUGCUAUACGCAACGCUUGUCAAAUGCUGAUGGUACUCGGGAUCAACUCCAGAGCAGUUUAUGAGGAGGACUUUGAGAAACCCUUCUUACAUCAGUCGGCAGAGUUUUAUCGAAUGGAAUCUCAAAAGUUCUUAGCGGAGAACAGUGCGGCUGUGUACAUAGCGCGAGUGGAGGCCCGAAUAAGCGAAGAGGCAGAGAGGGCCCGGCACUACCUCGAAGAAAGCACCGAACCCCGGGUCGUAUCUGUUCUGGAACAUGAGCUCAUCGAACGACAUAUGAAGACCAUCGUAGAGAUGGAAAACUCUGGCGUGGUGCAUAUGUUGAUGCACACUCGCACUGUAGAGCUGGCCUGCGUAUACAAGUUGCUUUCGCGCGUGCAAGAGGGCCUUCGAACCGUCGCAGACGCUGUGUCAGCACAUUUGCGAGAACAGGGACGCGCUCUCGUCACAGACACACACCACAACACCAACGCCAUCGCCUAUGUGCAGAACCUACUCGAUCUGAAAGAUAGAUUUGAUCACUUCCUCCACAACUCAUUCAACAAUGACAAGAUUUUCAAGCACAUGAUUGCCUCGGACUUUGAAUACUUCCUUAAUCUCAACAACAAGUCGCCAGAGUUCCUUUCCCUGUUUAUCGAUGGCAAGCUCAAGAAGGGAGAAAAGGGCAUGAGCGAGCAAGAAAUAGAAGCUGUGUUAGACAAAACAAUGGUGCUCUUCCGCUUCCUGCAAGAGAAAGAUGUAUUCGAACGUUACUACAAGCAACACCUCGCGAAACGACUGCUUCUCAAUAAAUCCGUCUCUGAUGACAGCGAAAAAAAUAUGAUCUCUAAGCUAAAGACUGAAUGUGGUUGUCAGUUCACAUCGAAAUUGGAAGGAAUGUUCAAAGACAUGACAGUGUCCAACACAAUAAUGGAGGAAUUCAAGGAGCACGUCAUAUCAUCCGGGAGCAACUUGCAUGGGGUGGAUUUGUCCGUGCGCGUGCUGACCACAGGCUUCUGGCCCACGCAGAGUGCUACGCCCAAGUGUAACAUACCGGCCGCGCCCAGGAUGGCGUUUGAAGUUUUCAGAAGCUUCUACUUGGCAAAGCAUUCCGGACGGCAGCUAUCUUUACAACCUCAGCUGGGCAGUGCAGAUCUUCACGCGACAUUCAGAGGCGUGGCGCCCGCUGGGUCCUCCCCGCCACGAUCGCCCCCCCUCGGAUCGCAGUCUGCGCACACGCCCCCGCGCCGACACAUUAUACAAGUCUCCACUUUCCAGAUGUGCGUGUUACUACUCUUCAAUAAACGGGAACGGCUCACAUAUGAGGAAAUCCUAAACGAGACUGACAUCCCGGAGAAAGAUCUCGUACGCGCGCUGCAGUCGCUUGCCAUGGGCAAACCUACUCAGCGGGUGCUCAUCAAACACCCGAAGACCAAGGAGAUCGAACCCUCUCAUCAGUUUUACGUCAAUGAUGCCUUUACGUCGAAACUGCACAGGGUAAAAAUCCAGACCGUAGCAGCGAAGGGUGAAUCCGAGCCGGAACGUCGCGAGACCCGAAACAAAGUGGACGAGGACCGUAAGCAUGAAAUUGAGGCAGCAAUCGUGCGCAUUAUGAAGGCCAGAAAGAAGAUGGCGCACACGUUGCUAGUGGCAGAAGUGACGGAGCAACUGCGUGCGCGUUUCCUGCCUUCACCAGUCGUCAUCAAGAAACGCAUCGAAGGGCUCAUCGAGCGCGAGUACCUGGCGCGUACGCCCGACGACCGCAAGGUCUACACAUACGUCGCAUAG